UUUUAAUAUGUCUAUAAAUGCUGAUAAUGAGCAUUUUACGUCAUCUAAUCUUUUUGAACAUUAUGACUUUUCUUUAAUUCAAAACAACAAUUCUUUAAUUAAUAGAGAAGGAACAAAUAUUGAAGAUUUGGUUGUAUUUAUUGCACUAGAAUCACUUGGCACUUUGGCUAUUACUUUAAAUAUAUGCCUCUGUGUUGUACUUCUUCGACAUAAAUAUUUAAAUAGAGCUAGUUUUGUUUUAAUGUUAAGUCUAGCUUUGGCUGAUGUUCUUCAUGUUGGUGUUAAAUUAUUUAAUAUACUUGAUUGGACUGCUUGGAGUAUAACACUUACACAUAUGUCUGCAAUCUGUUUAGACAGAUUACUUGCUAUUAUGAUGUAUAGUCGUUAUAAUCAAUUUAUUACUGUUGAUAGAGCUCGAAAAUUCACUAUAUUUUGUUGGACUGCCUUUUUUGCUUUAAACAUUUCUUAUAUUCUUGCCCAAUUUUGUUGUUUAAUUACUCCUCUACGCGAAAUUCAUUUUUAUACUUUUGGUUAUGGAGAAUUUGAAUCUGAAGCCAAAUUAAGAGAAUCCCCAUUUGGAGGUGCCAAUCUAUUUAAAUUAACAUAUACACCUAUAGAACUAUUUACUUUAACUAUUUUAUCUAUUUCAAAUCCAAUAACACUUAUACAAUUAUAUAGAAGACAUAAAAGGAAAAUGGCCCUUAGAAUGUAA
Molecule: messenger RNA, 712 nt
Organism: Meloidogyne enterolobii
Lineage: Eukaryota; Metazoa; Nematoda; Chromadorea; Rhabditida; Meloidogynidae
Source: the annotation of a GenBank genome assembly